This is a messenger RNA of Candidula unifasciata, 1626 nucleotides long. The record is from the annotation of a GenBank genome assembly. NCBI's taxonomy places the organism in Eukaryota, Metazoa, Mollusca, Gastropoda, Stylommatophora, Geomitridae.
AUGAGUUGUGGCGGUUGGUUGAGUUUACUGGAAACCACACUAACAACGUCAUGGACGAUCUGUCUGCUGCUCGCCACGUUUGUCGCCACGGUCUUCUACUGGUAUCAGAAUCUGCACAAGGAUGACUGGAGCCUUUACGGCAUCAAGUGUCCCAGGAUUCCAGGAAACGUCUUUUUAGAAAUUAAUUUUAAACACUCACUGGCGAACUGGUUAAAGCAAUAUGGAGAAACCUUUGGACUACAGUCUGGAUCUAAGCUAAUUCUGGUGACUGCCAACCUUGACCUGUGGCGACAUAUUCUCAUUAAAGAUUUUAGCAACUUCAUCGACAGAGAACCCAAAAUUAUUUCCAGCUCUCCUUUCAUCUCUUCUUUGUUUUUCGCUCGUGGAUCCGAGUGGCGAAAACAUAGGCAGAUUCUGUCGCCAACAUUUACCACUGGCAAACUAAAAUAUAUUUCCAAGUCAGUUCAGAAAUCUGCACAAGAUCUGACAGAUUAUCUAGAAAAACAGGCCAAGAGUGGAUCGCUCGUAUUGAUAAAAGACGUCUGUGGAAGAUACACCAGCGAGAUCAUUGCAAAAACUGCUUUUGGGCUUGACGCUAAAUUCGUCGGAGAGGAGAAUGCAGAGUUCUACGAGUAUUCUAAAAAUAUGAUUGACUUCAAAAAUCGCCGUGGACUUUCAAAGUUUAUAGCCAAUACUUUGCAGCGCAUCCCCUAUGUGGGUCAAAUGUCAACAGAGGUUUUUAAGCUUCAGUACUUUGACCCAGUAAACUUGGUAUCAAACAAAUAUUUCGAUGUAAUUCUUAAAAGCACAAUUCAAGAAAGAAAGCUGCAACAAAAAAAUGGCGUAGACAGAACCCAUUCUGACCUUCUAGAUUUACUUCUAAAGGCAAACGAGGAAGCGGCGGCUGGAAACCUGGAGAAAUCUGAAGAACUGGAAUGCAUUGAGAAAGGAAACGAUAGAGAAACAUCCGUACAUAAGCUAGGAGAUGAGGAGAUGCUGGGUCAUUCCAUGCUAUUGAUUUUUGCUGGAAUGGAAACAACAGCGACAACGCUGCAAAUGUGUCUCUACGAACUGGCAGCCAAUCCAGAUGUCCAGGAGAGAGUAUUCCAAGAGAUUGCACGAGUCGUCAAACAUGACCUCCCAACAUUGGAAGAACUCCAUGACCUGACCUACAUACAACAAGUCGUGGAUGAAACACUUCGCCUCUAUCCGCCUGUAGCGUCAGCUAAAAGAAUAGCUCUAGAAACCAAAACAUACAACGGUGUUACUAUACCAAAAGGUACCACUGUUGUAUUGCCAUACUUCUACACUUUGAAAGACCCUAGAAUGUUCCAAGACCCAGAGACAUUUAACCCCAGUCGGUUCUCUCCAGAAGAAAAAGACAAACGGGAUCCUCUGGCCUUUUCUGCAUUUGGUCAUGGUCCAAGAAUUUGUCUAGGAAUGAGGUUGGCCUAUCUGGAGCUUAAACAAGGCCUGACACAGAUUAUAAGGAGACUUAGAGUUGUUCUUAACGAUAAAACAGAGCCAAAGAAAGGGUCACAUAGAAUGUCGUUCAGAGAACAUAAUCUUCUAGUGCCAGAAACACCAGUGGCUCUCUUGUUUGAGCUGCGUGAAGCCAACCAGUAA